Molecule: messenger RNA, 1137 nt
Organism: Rhopalosiphum maidis (corn leaf aphid)
Lineage: Eukaryota; Metazoa; Arthropoda; Insecta; Hemiptera; Aphididae
Product: leucine-rich repeat extensin-like protein 3
Source: RefSeq, a predicted model, not a curated record
AUGAAUACUUUAAGAAUCAUAACGGCCUUAGUGCUGACUUGUUUUGCUAAGGCACAAGCAACACCUUGUGAUGGAUUUCCAUCACAAUAUUAUGGACUAGGCCAAUCUGGUUAUCCACCAGCACUACCACUCCCUUGCCCAUCACCUCCACCACCAUUCUCACUCCCACUCUCUCUUCCAUUCUUACCUCCAUCACCACCCCCGUGUUUACCACUACCACCAUUACCACUUCCACUCCCUUUCUUACCACCCCCACCCCCACCAUACUUCCUUCCACCACCAUGUUCACCACUACCACCAUUACCACUCCCUCUUUCUUGCUUACCACCACCACCGCCUCCCUGUCUUCCAGCCCCGUGCCUUCCAGCUCCAGCUCUACCACCCCCAUGUCUUCCUGCCCCAGCUCUACCACCACCGUGCCUUCCACCACCAGUUUUACCACCCCCAUGUCUUCCAGCCGCACCUCUGCCACCAUGUAUACCAUCACCGCCCAUUAGUCCAGCGGCUCUAGCCGCUUUAUUAGCCACUCUUAAAGCAGCGGCACCUUUUUCACCCCUUGCCACACUCCCUGUUCCACCGCCUGCCCUACCAGCCUGUGCACCCGCCCCAACUGUAGCUACAACCCUGACAGUCCCCGCACCUGCACCUCAGGUCAUAGCUCCAGGACCAGCACCAGGUCCAUUGAUAGUCCAAUUGCCGUCAGUAGCUGGAAAGUCAGCGCCAAUCGUUGUUCCCGCCGGUCCAGCCGCUAAUCUGAUUGUUAAACUGGCUCAAUGUCCAGCUCCCGCACCCAUCAUACUUCCAGGAGCGGCACCCGGGCCUAUUGUCAUUAACGACGGAAACGUAAUCAAGGAACAGUCCAUCACGCGUGCACCAGCUCCAGAUCCAAACAAAAUAUUCUUCGCGUUACCACCGCCAUUACCGACUCCACCUGUCGUGUUACCACCCGCGCCAUUGCCAAAAGUGUUCUUCAAUCCCGGUCUAUAUGUCCAAAAACCUGAUAUCGUAUACCAAACUCCAGUCGGUCUACCUCUGUUUUUGAUUCCGUCGCCGUGCCCAUGCCCAGCACCGUGCUACCCACCACCCGGUCCAUGCAACCUACCACCAGUCCUUGCUAAGGUUCCUUGCGUUUGUUAA